AUGUCCAGACCUUUUGGAGUUGCUAUGCUAUUUGCGGGUGUAGAUCAAGAUGGCUCAAAAUUGUUUCACCUGGAUCCAAAGUUGACAUUCUUUUCAAAAAUCAGUGAAGAAACGGUAUUCUUGUAUCCACUGCUUUUGGCGACCAGAGCCAGGUCAAUUGGUGCUGCAAGCGAUGGUGCUGAGCAAAGUUUGAAGGAGCAAUAUCAUGACAACAUGUCACUGAAAGAAGCUCUGAAGGUUGCAUUGGCAAUCCUGAAGCAAGUUAUGGAAGAGAAACUGAAUAGUGCCAAUGUUGAAGUUGUAGUCAUAAAACCUGUGAAGGAUUCAAAAGGUGAGUUUCACUAUUCUUGUUAGUG
Cylicostephanus goldi is the source of this 356-nucleotide messenger RNA. Lineage: Eukaryota; Metazoa; Nematoda; Chromadorea; Rhabditida; Strongylidae. The record is from the annotation of a GenBank genome assembly.